CCCGCAGCACAUUCCGACUUGGGGAGCGGGGAACCCCCCCCCCCGGAGCAUACUCUCACUGGGGAUCCCCUCAGGGCAGUGCCCGCAACAUGGAGCACCGCAUCAUCGGACCGGGACCAUACAGGGCCACCAAACUGUGGAAUGAAACGAUUGAGCUGUUUCGUGCCGGAAUGCCACAGAAAAGGCACCGGGUCCAUUUCAAAAUACACGACCGAUGCUUUAGUGCCACAGAGGCUGUGGACUUCCUGCAUGAACUGCUGCAGUGCAACCAGAACUUUGGGCCUGAGGUUACCCGCACCCAAACCAUCCAGCUGCUGAAAAAGUUCCAGAAGAAUCACGUCAUUGAGGAUGUAAAAGGGAGAUGGGGCAAGGAAGACUUUGAAGAUAACGGCUGCCUUUACAGAUUUCCACCAACGUCCCCACUGAAGCCCUACCCAAAAAGACCCCCCUGCAGAGUUGAACCCAUUCCUUUUCCACAGUGGAGUGACCAGGGGUCACUGACAUCUCGGGUGCAAAUACAUGGGAAGUCCAUUGAUAUGAACUCUGAAGCAUGGUACAAGCGUCACAGCAUAGCAAUCGGGGAGGUGCCUAUGUGCCGUCUGGUUAAGCGGAGGGAAUUAACGGCAGCUCAUGUUGAGGAAAUAUGGAAAUCAAGAACUCUGCUCCAGCUAAAGAAAAUCCUAGGGCUCGAUUCCCUGAAUGACGUGAUGGAUACAAAAUGGGUGGAGGCAAAGCACAUAUUGCACAACAUCCAUAACACCAAUAAGCAGGGGAUUGUUGUAUUAGAUGACAGAUCAAAAGAGCUCCCUCACUGGCUGCUCUCAGCCAUGAAAUGCUUGGCAAACUGGCCGAACUGUUCAGACUGGAACCAGCCAAUGUAUUUGGGGUUUGAGAGAGAUGUUUUCAGAACAAUCACAGAUUAUCACAGUUUCCUGAAGGAGCCACUUCUCACUUUCCAUCUUUUCGAUGUUUUUGUAAAUGCUCUGGGCCUUCUGCAGAAAAAGCGCGUUGCAAUUGAAGCACUUCAGCUCUGCUGCCUGCUCCUGCCUCCAGAAAAUCGAAGGAAGCUGCAGCUCCUAAUGAGGAUGAUGGCAAAAAUAAGCCUGAACAGAGAAAUGCCACCUCUGCGGGAUUCCACCGGUAACCGGGCGCUGAUGGUACAGACCUUUUCCCGCUGUAUCCUUCGUUCUAAGGACGAAGUGGAUUUAGAUGAACUUCUCUCCACCAAACUGGUGACUUUCAUGAUGGAUAAUGCUCCAGAUAUUCUCACUGUGCCCAUAACCUUAAAGAACAACAUAGAAGAUUAUGUUGCCCAUCAGCGAAGAGUUCAGAUCAAGUACCCAGGAUCUGAUAUGGAGACCACACUCAAUCCCACCUUUGUCCAACCCCAGGCCCCGGCUCAUGAUUAUGAAUACCAGAAGUUAAGCCGACCUGAAGAUCCAGCGAAAAUUCUGCUGGAGGAAAUUCUAUCAAAUAAGCAAAUCUCUGCAAAGGAAAAGAAGAAGCGACUCAAACAGUUCCAGAGAUGCCACCCAGAGAUAUACAAGCAACGCUUUCCAACACCUGACAGCGAAGCAGCACUUUUUCCAGAGAGACCAAGCUUAAAGUCACAACUCUCAUUUUUCACACUGAAGCGACCUUUCCAAUCAUUUCAGAGGACCCGGAGCUUUCGCAUGUAGCCGCGGUUAUUUGCCCUUAUCGAGACUUGAACUUGUCACAUACACAGGAUGACAAUGAAUGUCGGCUGCUGGAUGGAAGUUCCUGGACAAGCACGGAGACACUGGAUUUUACCCCAAACCUUUAUCAGUAUUGUGCACAUAUGUUUGUAAUAGGUCAGCUAUGUUUGGAGAUGUAUGUGUGGAACCCAUUGGGUGCCUGUGCUGUGGCGUUUACGUGUGCGUGAGGAACAUGAAUUUGGAACAUUUCA
Xenopus tropicalis (tropical clawed frog) is the source of this 1927-nucleotide messenger RNA. It is a transcript of the gene depdc1b, whose product is annotated as DEP domain containing 1B. Gene Ontology annotation, molecular function: GTPase activator activity. Gene Ontology annotation, biological process: intracellular signal transduction; signal transduction. NCBI's taxonomy places the organism in Eukaryota, Metazoa, Chordata, Amphibia, Anura, Pipidae. The record is from RefSeq and is marked provisional. The coding region runs from base 90 to 1679 and encodes 529 amino acids. The transcript is spliced from 11 exons.